Molecule: messenger RNA, 3105 nt
Organism: Beta vulgaris subsp. vulgaris (sugar beet)
Lineage: Eukaryota; Viridiplantae; Streptophyta; Magnoliopsida; Caryophyllales; Amaranthaceae
Product: 1,4-alpha-glucan-branching enzyme
Exons: 14
Coding region: 344-2947 (867 amino acids)
Biological process (GO): glycogen biosynthetic process
Cellular component (GO): cytoplasm
Molecular function (GO): hydrolase activity, hydrolyzing O-glycosyl compounds; 1,4-alpha-glucan branching enzyme activity; cation binding
Source: RefSeq, a predicted model, not a curated record
AAAUGACGAUGAGUCAGGUGUGGAGUUGUCCAAGAACUUAGUCACACGAAAGCUCCUCACUCUAGUAUAACUUUGUCUGGAAAAAAAGCGAAUAUAAUAGUUGAUUCACUCUCUAAUUUCUGUAAAAGUUUCUACAUAUUUAAGUGAAGACACAGUCACCCUCUAAGUGAGUUAGAGACACACAAAGAAGAAAUCUAAUACUUCUCCCAAUAUUUUCUCACUCCACUUAAGCACUUUAAAUUUAGCUUUUUUGGGUUUUUUUUUUUCAAUGAUCAAAUUUGCCAUAAUAAUGGCAUAUGAAUAAAUGAUAAUAUGAUAUGGUAAAUAAAUAGGAAGGAGAAGAAUGAAGAUGAACGUUUUAGUGGGUGUUCCAGCAACAACUCCAGUUGGACCGAUUCUACUUUCAGCCAAAAGGGGUUUAGCAGUCUCUGAAUCAUUUUUAACACAGCCAUUCAAACCGAAUUGGAGUCCAGAAAAACUGUUAAUGCUUAGUUCCUUGCAUUCGAAGUCUAAAGUCCACGUAACUCAAAGAGUGAAGCACUGUUCUAUCAUCUCGGCCGUUCUGACUGAAAAUAGUGAAACAAUGGGAAAUACUGAGGUAGACACAGAGAAUCCGGGUAUCCUGGUUGUAGAUUCGACGUUAGAACCCUACACAGAUCAUUUCAGAUACAGAUUGAAGAGAUACGUGGAUCAAACUCAGCUCAUUGAGAAGCAUGAAGGUGGUGUCGAGGAAUUUGCUCAAGGAUACUUAAAAUUUGGUUUCAACAGAGAAGAAGGGAGCAUUGUGUAUCGCGAAUGGGCUCCAGCUGCUCAGGAGGCCCAACUUAUUGGGGACUUCAAUGGGUGGGAUGGCUCCAACUACAAGAUGGAAAAGAACCAGUUUGGUGUUUGGAGCAUUAGGAUACCAGAUUCUGGUGGAAAACCUGCUAUUCCUCACAACUCUAGAGUCAAGUUUCGGUUUAAGCAUGGAAAUGGAGUUUGGGUUGACCGAAUUCCGGCAUGGAUCAAAUAUGCCACUGUGGAUCCUACAAGAUUUGCGGCCCCAUAUGAUGGUGUAUAUUGGGCGCCUCCUCCUGAAGCAAGCUACACAUUUAAGUACCCUCGUCCUCCAAAACCGAAGGCUCCUCGAAUCUAUGAGGCCCAUGUUGGAAUGAGUAGCUCAGAGCCUCGUGUAAAUUCAUACCGGGAAUUCGCAGAUGAUGUUUUGCCUCGUAUUAAGGCAAACAAUUACAAUACAGUGCAGUUGAUGGCAGUGAUGGAGCAUUCCUACUAUGCUUCUUUUGGUUAUCACGUGACAAACUUCUUUGCCGUGAGCAGUAGACCUGGAAACCCAGAGGACCUCAAAUAUCUGAUUGACAAAGCUCACAGCUUAGGUUUACGAGUACUAAUGGAUGUUGUUCACAGCCAUGCCAGCAACAAUGUUACUGAUGGUUUGAAUGGUUUUGAUGUGGGCCAAAGCUCACAGGAUUCGUACUUCCAUACUGGAGAACGUGGUUUUCAUAAGCUAUGGGAUAGUAGGUUGUUUAAUUAUGCAAACUGGGAAGUUCUUCGGUUCCUCCUAUCCAAUAUAAAGUGGUGGAUAGAAGAGUACAGGUUCGAUGGAUUUCGUUUUGAUGGAGUGACGUCCAUGCUAUAUCAUCAUCAUGGAAUUAACAUGGGGUUUUCGGGGAAUUAUAACGAGUAUUUCAGUGAGGCAACAGAUGUUGAUGCUGUGGUUUAUCUGAUGUUGGCCAACCAUUUGAUACAGAACAUUUUACCUGAUGCUACGGUGAUUGCAGAAGAUGUUUCUGGUAUGCCUGGGUUAUGUCGCCCUGUUUCUGAAGGGGGAGUCGGCUUUGACUAUCGCUUGGCAAUGGCUAUUCCUGACAAGUGGAUUGACUACCUGAAAAAUAAGAUGGAUGAAGAAUGGUCCAUGAAUGAAAUCAUGUUUAGCUUGACCAACCGAAGAUACACUGAGAAGUGUAUAGCUUAUGCUGAAAGUCAUGACCAGGCAAUAGUUGGUGAUAAAACGGUAGCAUUUCUGCUAAUGGACCAAGAAAUGUAUACCGGCAUGUCCUGCCUGACAGAAGCUUCUCCUGCAGUUGAUAGAGGGAUUGCACUUCAUAAGAUGAUUCAUUUUAUUACAAUGGCCCUUGGAGGGGAAGGCUACCUCAACUUUAUGGGUAAUGAGUUUGGCCAUCCUGAAUGGAUUGACUUUCCCAGAGAAGGCAAUGGUUGGAGUUACGAAAUGUGCAGACGUCAAUGGAACCUGCUUGAUACAGAUCACUUGAGAUACAAGUUCCUGAAUGCAUUCAAUCGUUCCAUGAAUUUGUUGGAUGAGAAAUUUUCAUUUCUCUCUUCAUCAAAACAGAUUGUCAGCAGUGCAAAUGAAGAUGACAAGGUUGUGGUGUUUGAGAGAGGCGAUUUGGUAUUCGUCUUCAACUUCCAUCCAGUGAAUACGUAUGAAGGGUACAAAGUUGGGUGUGACCUGCCUGGAAAGUAUCGUGUUGCACUUGAUAGUGAUGCAUUAGAGUUUGGUGGAAGAGGAAGGGUGGGUCAUGAUGCCAACCAUUUCACAAGUCCUGAAGGAAUACCAGGGGUUCCUGAGACAAAUUUUAACAACCGACCCAAUUCCUUCAAAGUCCUAGCACCAGCCCGUACAUGUGUGGCAUAUUACAGAGUAGAAGACUGUCCAGAAGAGAGCAUCUCAUCCUCUACCAUCAACGCUAUUAAUGUAAGAGAAGAAGAAGAGGUAGAUGAUAGCCCCGAGCUCAAAGAACCAGUUCCAUUAGAAGCAAGUGUCGGUCCCAGCACAGAGGAUAUUCCGUCAACAGAAGAGGAGGUUGACACUGGACGCCCAGAUGAUACAGAAUUUAAUCCCUUGACAGCAUGUGACUGUGAAGUCAGUAUCCCUCUUCUGCCAUCCAUGCACUUCCCUUUCGCUCGUGGUUACCUCUUCUCAGCGUAAAUAAGUAGGUUUCUUACAUCUACACCUUACAUGCUAUGUAAAUUGCAGUUCCGUUAUGUAACGAUGGGAAUGAAUAAAUCAAAUCUAGAACUUUUUUUUACCUAUAUGUAACUCAAUAACGGACCACAAUAAAUUAGCAGAGUAAUACUUGGUUCUUA